Messenger RNA from Cordyceps militaris CM01, 1824 nucleotides. Its product is annotated as WD domain containing protein. Bases 1 to 1824 code for a protein of 607 amino acids. NCBI's taxonomy places the organism in Eukaryota, Fungi, Ascomycota, Sordariomycetes, Hypocreales, Cordycipitaceae. Gene Ontology annotation, cellular component: nucleus. The transcript is spliced from 3 exons. Gene Ontology annotation, molecular function: protein binding. The record is from RefSeq and is a predicted model, not a curated record.
AUGGGGCGCUACGAUGGCUCCCACGACGAGCUGCACAUGGCCGCCGGUUCGCAAAUGUCGGCUGCUCCCCUCCGCGACUAUCAUCCCCAGACCCGAUUCGACCACGCACCGCCAGCACUGUCUGCGCCGCUCCCGCGUCUCUCUGCGAGUGCCACUGCCAGCGCCGGCGCCAGCGCCAGCGCCGCCAUCUCGGCCGUCCCCAACAUCCUCCAGCCUGGUGGCAUGGCAUCGCGGCCGCACCCAAUGUCUUCCAACACCACCCCCCAGCUGCCCGGCAUGCAUGCCCUUCAGCAAUCCUCUCAGGUCCAGCAGCAGUCCCCGAUGCAGGACUACUCGCCUGCCGGCAAGCCGCCGCUGAGCCUCUCCCACAGCUACUCGCGCUCCAGCCCCGCAGCCGGCUACGACGCGGCUUCCUCGACCUCGUACCAUGCCUACACGCCCACCACGCCUGGCGGCUCCGCGUCGCAGUUUGCCUCGACCCCCGAUGCCGCCAAAUACGGUCCUCCUGGCUCCCAGCGCAACAUUGCAAACACCCCAUUGGGCCUGGCCGACAUUCGUCCCCGCGCCGACUCGAGCAUGUCUGAUGGCUCUCCCAGCGGCAUGGGCUACGAGGUCGCAAACGCCCAACCUGGACCCAGCAACUAUCUCGCACCCUGGGCCGUCUAUGCCUUUGAUUGGUGCAAGUGGAGGCCCCAGGCCAACAGUGCCGGCAAGAUUGCCAUCGGCAGCUAUCUCGAAGAUGGACACAACUUUAUUCAAAUUCUAGACUCGCACGUUGUCCCUACGCCUCAAGACGUCUACACCCCCGGCUCUUCCAAGUACAGUCUCGAAUUCACAAAGCUGGCCGAAGCUACACACUCGUACCCUGUCACCCGUCUCCUCUGGGAGCCGCCAUCCUCACAGAAGCAGUCGACGGAUCUUUUGGCCACUUCGGGCGACCAUCUUCGCCUUUGGUCGCUGCCUUCUGACGUGCCAUCAAACCCAGGAAACAACAUUACUCGCAGUGGCCCCCGAGAUCCCGCCGCCGCCAAACUAACACCUCUUGCGCUCCUGUCAAACUCCAAGACGCCUGACCACACUGCUCCUCUGACAUCUCUCGACUGGAAUACCGUGUCUCCCAGUCUCAUCAUCACCUCGAGCAUCGACACCACCUGCACAAUUUGGGAUAUUCCCUCAUUGACUGCCAAGACGCAGCUGAUUGCGCAUGACAAGGAAGUCUACGAUGUGAGAUUCUGCGCUAACAGCGUCGACGUAUUUGUCAGCUGUGGCCAGGACGGCAGCGUACGCAUGUUUGACCUCCGCAGCCUCGAGCACUCUACCAUUAUAUACGAACCGACCUCGAAGGAGGACCGACUCGAUGGCUCGGGACGCAACAGUCCUACACAAGCCCAGCAAACCAUGGCUAACCCUCCCCCUCUGCUGCGUCUGGCUACUUCCCCACAUGAUACCCAUCUCCUGGCAACUUUUGCGCAGGACUCCAACGUCAUUCGCGUUCUCGACGUACGGCAGCCCGGCCAGGCUCUUCUCGAGCUUCACGGCCAUACCGGAUCAAUUAACUGUCUGGAGUGGUCGCCUCUCCGACGUGGUACUUUGGCCUCUGGCGGCGAUGACUGCCAAGUCCUGAUAUGGGACCUUAUCAACUCAGGCUCUUCAAUGAUUCCCGCCAAUGGGUCGCAGGAGAACACACGAAGCCCCGUUGCUAGCUGGGAAUGCGAUUAUGAAGUAGGCAACUUGGGCUGGACACCACACCUUCAGGGCCAGGACUACGGCGAAUGGUUGGGCGUGAGUGCGGGAAGAGGCAUUUGGGGAGCACGCCUCAAUUGA